Messenger RNA from Prosopis cineraria, 1354 nucleotides. RefSeq lists its product as uncharacterized. NCBI's taxonomy places the organism in Eukaryota, Viridiplantae, Streptophyta, Magnoliopsida, Fabales, Fabaceae. Bases 320 to 1111 code for a protein of 263 amino acids. The transcript has 5 exons. The record is from RefSeq and is a predicted model, not a curated record.
UUCGAAUUCCGGGAUCUCUGAAAUGAGCGAUCCACAAUGGAGAGCGUGGCGAAGUGGGCUCUUCUAUCCUUGGACAACAAAUUACAAAACGACAAAUGUUCAGUGGGUUCUUCCAUCGGUUUAAAAGUAAAAGGUAUGGGUCCCACACGGCUGAGAGGUCAGACCCAGGAGUUGCCACGUUGGCGUUCAACAGGGCUAGCUCGUGUCCCCGCCGGUGUCCGAAAGGCACUCCGGAGGCUGAGUUGCUCCGAAUCUUCUUUCCCCAAAUAAAACGCACAAUAUUUACCUUCUCCUUCAAUUCAACUCUUGCGCCUUUGCAAUGGCAAUCUCCAGAAUGCUCCGCACGCCGUCUCCGCCUAUCCACCUUUCUUCUUCUUCUUCUUCUAACGCUCCCUCCUUCACCACAUUUCUACGAUCCCAAAGCAAUAAGGCCGCUCCGGAUCCGAAGGCAUCCCUCACAUCCCACCCUCCACCUGUAGCUCCUCCGUCAGGAUUCUCCGCCUUCACUGCGACCUUGGUGCCGAGUUUUGGGCGUCUCAUGAACUCUCUUAUAUUGACCACCUCCUCUCCUCUCAAAACUCGCCCUUCCGAUCUACAGCUCCAGCUGCUUAUUCAGAAGGCCAUCAUUGAUUGCCGGUUUUUGACAUUAUUUGCCGUGUUAGGAUCUCUACUUGCUUCCGUAUUAUGUUUCUUUGAGGGUUUUGCUCUUGUUAUCCAGUCCUACGCUCAAUAUUUUCGUAUCUGGUCAAACAUGUCGGAUCAAGGCCAUGUGGUCAAACUACUAAUCGAAGCCGUAGAUAUGUUCCUGGUAGGAACUGGCAUGCUCAUGUUUGGGGUGGGUUUGUACGUCAUGUUUGUCGGAUCCAAGACUGAAGAACAGCCAUGGCUUUAUGGACCAGACUUUCAGUCAACUCCACGAUGGAUGGGAAUAGAAUCUAUUGGACAGGCAAAGUCGAAAAUUGGGCAUGCAGUGAUGCUGAUACUUCAGGUCGGAGUGUUGGAGAAGUUGAAGGACGUUCCUGUAGUCACGGGGUUCGAUCUUGCUUGCUUUGCAGCAGCAAUACUGACAUCUUCAGCUUGCAUUUUUCUGCUGUCCAGACUUGCUCGAUAAUCAAGUCUCAUAGGGAGUUAUGAAUUCAACCGAAAAAAUGGAGUUCCACCUAUAAUGGGGCCAGCUUUUUAAUUACCAAAAAUUUCCCUUUUCUUUUCCCUAACAACAAGGAUAUGGUUAGAUAGUUAUCCAACGGGACCCAAUUCAUUGAUUGGAUUUGGGCAUGUCACUCAUUCGUUCCUCCCAUCUCUCCAAGGCAGAGUAGUAUUUCAGGAUUUCUGAAUUAAUAUUGAUUUGUCGUUA